Rangifer tarandus platyrhynchus (Svalbard reindeer) is the source of this 333-nucleotide messenger RNA. NCBI's taxonomy places the organism in Eukaryota, Metazoa, Chordata, Mammalia, Artiodactyla, Cervidae. The record is from the annotation of a GenBank genome assembly.
AUGGUAAAGGCCCGAUGGCCCCCGCCCCGGCCCGGGGCCCCGCCGGGGCUCGGAUCCCUCCCGCCGCCCGGCCUGGCCCGCGGAGGGUGGGCUCCCCGGGUGGGGGAGGGGCGCGCCCGGAGCCCGGGGGGACCCCCCCCCUCGCCGCCAGCCAGCUCGGGAGGGGACCCGGCUGGGGGCGACCCCGGCCCCCGGCCCUGCUUCCAGCUGGACUCCACGUCCGAGUCCAGGCUGCGCUCCCCCGUAGCCCGGCCCAGACCCUCCAGGACCCAUGGUCCUGGCCGGGCACCCCCUUCGGAGACCCAGGCGUGGUCCCUGUUUCCCCCGGCCUAG